Molecule: messenger RNA, 1039 nt
Organism: Drosophila rhopaloa
Lineage: Eukaryota; Metazoa; Arthropoda; Insecta; Diptera; Drosophilidae
Product: immune-induced peptides
Exons: 4
Coding region: 76-942 (288 amino acids)
Source: RefSeq, a predicted model, not a curated record
GCUACUUAUAAAUACCACGAGCAAGUCAAGCCAGUUAGUUAGAGCUCAGUAUUCCGUCAGAGAACACAGGUCGUAAUGCGUUUUUUUGGACUACUCGUGCCGAUCGUUUGCGGUCUUUUGUGCGCCGCUGCCGAUCCGCAACAAACAUACGACGGGCGUAAUGGACCCCAUGUUUUCGGAACACCCGGCAAUCAAGUCUACAUUCGAGGUCAAAACGAUGGAGUCUACAAGGUCCCAGGAGUAGGUGGUCAAUUCCAGCACAAUUCAUCGCCGGCGGAACACGUCUAUACAGAUGAACAGGGAAAUACUUAUGUACAUCGGAAAAAGGCUGGGGGGCCAGGAACUCAUACUAUUAGAGCACCUGGUCCAGUCGUUGCACAGCCCAUAUAUCCCGCUGUUCAGGACUCACGCUAUGGACCUCUGGUUUCAGUACCUCGCAGAUCUCGUAGCCCUCAGUUCCAUGUGGAGCGUCCUGGACGCACUGUGGAUGUGGGUCCCGGUGGAUUUGUGAUCCAGAGAGGUCGCCGCAGUCCCCAAUUCCAUGUGGAGCGUCCUGGACGCACUGUGGAUGUGGGUUCCGGAGCAUUUGUGAUUCAGAGGAGUCGCCGCAGUCCCCAAUUCCAUGUGGAGCGUCCUGGACGCACUGUGGAUGUGGGUCCCGGAGGAUUUGUGAUCCAGAGGAGUCGCCGCAGUCCCCAAUUCCAUGUGGAGCGUCCUGGUCGCACUGUGGAUGUGGGUCCCGGAGGAUUUGUGAUUCAAAGGAGCAGCCGCAGUAUCAACGACGGCCGCGUCCAGGGAGAGAAUUUUGUGGCUCGUGACGAUCAGGCUGGCGUGUGGGAUGGUAAUGUUUCGGUGUGGAAGCGUCCAGAUGGGCGAACAGUAACCUUGGGCGCCGAUGGAAGCGCCAUUGUUUCCGGUCAUGGACAGACUCAACACUACUAAAGAAAUGAUGUCUAAUUACCUCUAGAAGAACAGAAUGGUGUAAAAAACUAGUAACGAUUUUAAUGCUCUUUUCAAUAAAAUAAGAAUUAAAGGCGUA